Molecule: messenger RNA, 1294 nt
Organism: Saimiri boliviensis boliviensis (Bolivian squirrel monkey)
Lineage: Eukaryota; Metazoa; Chordata; Mammalia; Primates; Cebidae
Gene: LSM8
Product: LSM8 homolog, U6 small nuclear RNA associated
Biological process (GO): mRNA splicing, via spliceosome
Cellular component (GO): precatalytic spliceosome; U4/U6 x U5 tri-snRNP complex; U6 snRNP
Molecular function (GO): mRNA binding
Source: RefSeq, a predicted model, not a curated record
UCGCCGCUGUGCGGCUUCUGUUUGAUUGGCCAGUUCAUUCCAAUUUCCGAUUCGCGGCAGCUGCGCGGCAGCAACUCUCGCGACAUUUGCUGCGGCCCGGCACGCGCAAGCCGCGGCAGGGUUCUGGCGCGCCCGUUCAGUUCUGCGUACCGCCGGCGCAACUCUGUUUGUAACCCGGAACUGCCGGGCAGAGCAGCAUGACGUCCGCCCUGGAGAACUACAUCAACCGAACUGUUGCUGUUAUUACCUCUGAUGGGAGAAUGAUUGUGGGAACACUAAAAGGUUUUGACCAGACUAUUAAUUUGAUUUUGGAUGAAAGCCAUGAACGAGUAUUCAGCUCUUCACAGGGAGUAGAGCAAGUAGUCCUAGGAUUAUACAUUGUAAGAGGUGACAAUGUUGCAGUCAUUGGAGAAAUUGAUGAAGAAACAGAUUCUGCACUUGAUUUGGGGAAUAUUCGAGCAGAACCUUUAAAUUCUGUAGCACACUGAGGAAAAACUACAUACUUGGACAUCUAUAAAUCUUUGUACAGAAACUGAUUAUUCUGAGGAUGAUGUAUGGAAUUUUUAUGAAUGUGUAACUGGAUUUUGACUCCUUAUCGAUUUAUUAUAAUAUGUAAAUUAAAAUAUUUCUGCAUUUUAUUGAAAAUUUUUUGUCUAAAUCAUAAGUUUGGUAGUUUGGUUUCUUUUAUUAAAUAGUGUGAAAAUAUAAUGGUCAUUUUGAAAACUUCUAGAAAAAAGUUGUACUUUUUGAUACUUUAGUAUUUAUGGAAACUACUGGAAAAGAGAAAUUUGUGUGCUACGUAAAUCAGGCAUUCAAUAACAGUAGUAGUACAGGAUAUAUGUGUUUUCUUUCCGUGAUAUUUAGGAAAGUCACCGUAAGGUAAAUCUUUUCAGGAGUUCUUUGAAUCAACGACAUUUAUCCGAUUCCACUGGUGGUGGUUUGCUAGUACUUAUAAAAGUUGCUCCCUAGCACUGAGGUCGGGUAGGUACAAAUGUGUUUGCUUGAGAAAAGCUAGAAUGCUAACAAGGUUUUAAUAGACUGGGCCAAAAUUCCAACUUGAAUAUUACGACUAGGAAUAGUAGAAUUGACAGAGAUGAUUGGUAAAGUCUCUUGAUACCCAAUUGGUUAGGUAUGAAAGUAAUAUGAACAUGUCAAUGUUGAAUUUUACGGACAGUAUAUUAUCUGAAUAAAACUGAUUCUGUGUAGUCUUAAAUUUUUAAUUUUUUAAGAAUUGGAGAAUUUCUAAUAUUAGAGUUAUUUAUAAAUGUGAGUAAAUAAACUCAUUUAUAUUGAA